AUGUUGAGAUUUGUGCAACACUCACAUGUGCUCAAGACCAGGGUCUCUAACCAGAUCGUGUCGGCCAGCGCUAGGUCGCCGUUCCACCAUUCGCUGCGGCUUAAUUCUGCCGUAGCUAUGGAACGGACGCCCUCACAGGAGUCGGCAGCAGCGGCCGCUGCCGCUGCCUCCCCACAUGCUGCCAAGGCUGUGGAUAAGGUGCGGGCAAUGCGCAGAAAUAUCAAAAUUGACAAACAGCUGGCGGCCACACCAGACUCGCCAUGGUUCCACAAAGUGUGUGCAUUCGAAGAUUGUGUCGCACAAACGCUGUACUUAUCCCAAACACCACGCAGACGUAACAACAAUAACAACAACAAUAACGGAAACAACAACGCGCGUCGUGGACAGUCUAUGUCCGGAGGAAAUACCAACCCGCUCUUUUGGGACUCCAUAGGCCGCGCCAUGGGGCUGUAUCGUGAGCUUCUCGGCACUCCAGAGCUUAACAGCGAUCGCGUCUCAAAACUUGUGCAUCUUCUGCAUAACGGGCUUCGCGCCAACCGGAACCAGCUAACGCGCAUGAACAAAAAACCUGACUAUGACUCACAAUCUUUCCACAAGGAGAUGACCAACUAUUUGUGCGAGUCGCUACGUGAAAUUUCGCAAGACGCGCUAUCCGGUAAGGUCGAGCUCAACGAGUACGGUGCGAUGCACUUGAUCACAGCUUUCAAAGAGCUACUUCUUCUGGAAGAAGCAGUCAGCAUAUGGCGUUCUGCUAUCAAUGGCAGCAACAACUACACCGCCAACAUCUUCCUCAACCCUAGAGUUGUGGGUGUCGUGCUACCCAUUCUGUACGACAAUGGCGUAACUUACGCAGAGAUCCAAGAGCUUUACGAGAAAUCUUCUGCCAUGAUCAACUACUUCCAUCCAAAUCUCUCGGUCGGUAUGAUCCGCGCUUCUUUGAGCGCAGGUGAGAACGAAAUGGCCCUCAACCUUUUCCAAAAGCUAUGCGAAGAGUCAAGUGAAAUGAAGUAUGGUUAUUUGAUAGAGACUCAUCUCUCUUUUAUCGGAGAGUGCAAAGAUCUUUCCAUUUCCCAGGCUUUCUUCGACAAAGCAUUGAACAAUGAGAUGCCGUACAAAAUCGACCUGCAGGUCUCCUACGUCAAGUCUUUCCUACGAAACAUUUGGUCCCAAACUCGCGACUUCCAAAAGGUGUACGACAUUUGGUACAAGUCCUCGGUGCAUUACGGUCGCGACGUAAAUCACGGUAUCUCUUCUUCGCUGAACGAUACGUUCUUCGAUAUCUUCUUCGAAUACUACUCCCAAGACAAGCUAACAGGACUCCAGCAGUUGCAAGAAAUGAUCUCCACUUACAACAAAAUCAAGCCUAUCGAUGAGCCUUUUUUCAACAUCAUCCUCGCCAAAUGUACUGUCUGGAAGGACCGCCAAAUCAUCGAGUCCAUCGACAAAGCGUACGAUUUAUACCAGACUCCAAGAACCAUAGUUGCCUACCGUAUUUUGCUUAAAUCCAUGGGAUCCGUUCAAGCUACCAACCAAGAGAUCUUCCAGCGUUGGUGUAACCUUGUUUCCAAAUCCGACGAGAUUGGUCAAUCCUUCAUUGCUAACGCCGACUGGGCAGCUUUGAGAGACGCCACCGUCACCUGGACCCAAAACAGCUCCUCUCAACCAGAAGACAUUUACAGCAGCGAUGGUUUCAACGCCGCCAUGCAGGCUGCCACUGCUUCCGGCGCUUUUGACGAUAUUCCACAACAAACCCCACAACAUCAGCAGCAACACCACCAGAUGCCCGAAAACCGGUUAGAACUCUACAUGAAGAUUGUCAAGCGUUACAGCCCCUAUUGCCGUGACUCCAGACAACUUUCACGCCUGACCUCGGGCACAGCUGUCAAAUACCCAGUGUUGCAACAAGCUCUGCCCAAAUUUAACAAUUUGGAUGUCAGUGACGUCUAUAUUCCUCAAUUCCACAAUCUGAGACCACAGAACUGA
Lachancea meyersii CBS 8951 is the source of this 1983-nucleotide messenger RNA. Lineage: Eukaryota; Fungi; Ascomycota; Saccharomycetes; Saccharomycetales; Saccharomycetaceae. The record is from the annotation of a GenBank genome assembly.